Messenger RNA from Phaethon lepturus (White-tailed tropicbird), 728 nucleotides. Its product is annotated as ubiquitin carboxyl-terminal hydrolase 4-like. The record is from RefSeq and is a predicted model, not a curated record. Gene Ontology annotation, molecular function: cysteine-type deubiquitinase activity. NCBI's taxonomy places the organism in Eukaryota, Metazoa, Chordata, Aves, Phaethontiformes, Phaethontidae. The transcript has 6 exons. The annotation marks the transcript as partial.
AUCCAGAAACUCAGAGUUUAAAAGAACACCUCAUUGAUGAGCUAGAUUACGUAUUGGUUCCCACCGAAGCCUGGAAUAAACUAGUAGCGUGGUAUGGCUGCAUAGAUGGACAGCAGCCUAUUGUGAGGAAAGUUGUGGAAUAUGGUCUGUUUGUGAAGCACUAUAAGGUUGAAGUUUAUCUUCUUGAGCUGAAGCUGUGUGAGAGCAGUGAUCCUGACAAUGUCAUUAGCUGCCACUUUAGCAAAGCAGAUACUGUUGCUACCAUCGAGAAAGAAAUGAGGAAACUAUUUAGUAUUGCAGCUGAGAAGGAAACUAGGUUAUGGAACAGGUACAUGAGUAACACUUAUGAGCAGCUCAGCAAGCUGGAUAGCACUGUGCAAGAUGCAGGGCUCUAUCAGGGUCAGGUUGUUCUAAUAGAAGUGAAAAAUGAAGAUGGCACAUGGCCUGGACAGCAUUUCCUGGCAAAAUCAAGCACUGCAACUAGCAGAAACUUUACUACCUCUUCAAAAUCAUCAGCAAGCUCUUAUUCCUCAGUGUCUGCCACUUCUGUCAUUACUAACGGUGAUAGCAGUAACUCCUAUGGACUGAGCAGCUCCCACCUGGGCAGGGGAGGUUCUGGAUUUGUCUGUAACUCUUACAACUGUAGGGACAGUGCUCCCCUCUCACAACCAGGACUCUGUGGACUCAGUAACCUUGGAAAUACCUGCUUCAUGAAUUCUGCAUUACAG